Messenger RNA from Suhomyces tanzawaensis NRRL Y-17324, 1395 nucleotides. Its product is annotated as mRNA-binding protein. The record is from RefSeq and is a predicted model, not a curated record. Gene Ontology annotation, cellular component: nucleus; cytoplasm. Lineage: Eukaryota; Fungi; Ascomycota; Pichiomycetes; Serinales; Debaryomycetaceae. Bases 1 to 1356 code for a protein of 451 amino acids. Gene Ontology annotation, molecular function: zinc ion binding; poly(A) binding. The transcript has a single exon. Gene Ontology annotation, biological process: regulation of mRNA stability.
AUGUCCGUCCAGUUCACACCAGAAGAUCCGAUCGGAUUAGAGUUAAAAGCCAACUUAAUCCAGGAAUUAAAAAAUCGUUACAACUGCUUUGACGAUGCCCAGGAUAUCGCCGAGUUCAUAGUCAUCUUGAUUGUCAGUAACAAAUCACCAGGGGAGAUUUUACAAGAAGUGAAGGAGAUUGCAGACAUACCUAUUGACAUUCCGUUUAUUGAGACCGUUUUCAGAGAGAUUGAAAGAAUACAAAGCGUUCAUCAAGGUGGUCAACAAGGAAUACCACAACCAGUUCCUCAGCAAGAACAGCCAGUGCCAGUACAAGCGCCAGCACAAGUUCCAGCACCAGCACCUAUGCCAGUUUUCGAUUUCACUCAGCCUCCACCUCAGUUCCAAUUUACCCAGCAGUCUUUAGAACAAGCACCUAACCAUGGCCUUCCACAGAUCCCCACUGGCCCCAAAGGAAUACAGAAUAGAAGCCGAGACUAUGACUCUCGUGCCAAGCAAGGAAGGGGGGGUAUUGGCAAGGCUGCCACCAACGGCAGAGAUAGAAAUGGGGCCAGAAAGGGUCUUAACCCUCAGAUAGUCUCCAAGGUAUUGGCUGACAACAACGGAAGCACAAACGUUACCAAAUUUGCUCUGAAAGCUUCCAAGGGCAGGUGUCAAGAUUUCCCUUACUGUAACAAUAAAGAUUGCGAGUUCGCCCACCCCACAAAGAACUGCUUUGCCUAUCCAAACUGCACCAAUCCACCCGGCACAUGUAACUAUUUGCAUCCAGAGGAGGAUCAAGAGCUCAUCGCCAAGUUGGAGAAAUCAAAACAAGAAUACAAAGAAAAGAAGAAGAACGAGGCACUUUUGGCUCAAGCCACAUGCAAAUUCGGCUUGAAAUGUACUAAAGACACAUGCCCUUUCGCCCACCCCACUCCUGCUAAUGGUCAAGCUAAAAUAGUCACUUUGGAUUGGUGUCCUUCUGGAAAGGGAUGUAUCGAUUCCAACUGUGGCAGGGCCCAUCCACCUCCUCCUUCAGCCAAGCCUGUGGUUCACGCUGGACCAAAUCCAGAAAUCGCAUUAGAACAAUGUAAGUUUGGUACCCAAUGUACCAACUACAAGUGUCCAAGGAGGCACGCCACCUCGCUCGUUCCAUGUCGUGCUGGUGCUCAGUGUAAGAGGCUUGACUGUACCUUUGCACACCCUUUCAAUGAAGUGUGUCGCUUUGGUGCCAAAUGUCUGAACAAGAACUGUAUGUACCAACAUCCUGAUGGAAGGGAUCUUCAGUCCAACACCUGGUCUAAGGAUACCACUACCUCCAACCGUGCGUUUGCCGUGCCUCAGGAUCAGGUGAUGGAGCAGGCAGUCCAAGACUAGGUGAACCAAUAAUUAUGUAUAGUGCAAUGUAUAUUAACU